Molecule: messenger RNA, 222 nt
Organism: Paraglomus occultum
Lineage: Eukaryota; Fungi; Glomeromycota; Glomeromycetes; Paraglomerales; Paraglomeraceae
Source: the annotation of a GenBank genome assembly
AUGGCGCAACAAACACCGCAAAUGAGCGUACAAAAAGCAGCAAAAAGAAGUCAAGGGGGGCAAACGAAACUGGACAUGAACGACGACUCGGAUUUUGUUGCUGUUACUGCUGUGCUUCGUGCACAGGCUUUGCCUGUUGUCUUUUACUAUGACGCGUGGCGAAAUUUGGCAGUGUCAUCAGGGAUGCUUGCACUCAUUUCUGGUGUGGACGUUGUGCCUUGA